This is a messenger RNA of Athalia rosae (coleseed sawfly), 13959 nucleotides long. It is a transcript of the gene gw, whose product is annotated as protein Gawky. The coding region runs from base 494 to 6904 and encodes 2136 amino acids. Gene Ontology annotation, biological process: miRNA-mediated gene silencing by inhibition of translation; positive regulation of nuclear-transcribed mRNA poly(A) tail shortening. Gene Ontology annotation, molecular function: RNA binding. Gene Ontology annotation, cellular component: P-body; nucleoplasm. The record is from RefSeq and is a predicted model, not a curated record. The transcript has 17 exons. NCBI's taxonomy places the organism in Eukaryota, Metazoa, Arthropoda, Insecta, Hymenoptera, Athaliidae.
UUCGCCCGACUAGUUUCUGCUGCUUGCCACGUAUCUGGCAGAUCAAUAAUUUCUGAUCUCUCUAACCCACAAUAAGCUCGACAAAAUACUACAUAAACAUAAUUAAAUAUAAACUAGUAUAUUAAGUAUAUGGCCCAACCUGAACUGAGGGUAUAGAGAGAGGACAUAUCUUUUAGAAAGACAGUUAACUCUCAAGUUGGAAGACCCACGGUAUUAUGUCGAGAGUUAGUGAAUCUGUGUUCUCUGUGAAUGUGGUAGCGAUCAUAGCGAUUAGUGCCUGUUGGAGGGAAGAGGUUCGUUCGCGGGAAUAGCUCUGCUCGCACUCUAAAGCGAGUACGCUAUUCCGCACUAGCGAAAUAGCCCCAAAGGCCAGAACUGCCUGUUCUUCGGGCCCGAAGUAUCUCUACUGGCAUGGAGCUAGGAGCGCACUGAUAGUGAUAGUCUAAGAGAUCUUGGUUUCUAUGCAUUGCCUGCCAAAGAAGAACUGAGCCCAAUGUUUCCACACAAUUCUAGUUCACAUGAGAUUUCUACUGAAACAAAUGCCUUCGUACAAAAUUCCAAGGGGGAUGUAGUAGUAUUAAUGGCAAGUAGUCUGAGUGGGGUGGAGGAGGGGAGAAGACCAGUCAGCGUUAGGUUCUGUGAUAUCGAAUCCACAAACAACGGUAAUAUGACAGCACCUACUAGCCACCCCGUCGCUACCACUACCAAUGACUUCUUAACCGUCCUGCCACGCCAAUCUGGUGAGCUUGGCUCAGCGGCUGAAGGCAAGGCCUGCCAGUCAGUGGCGUCAGCAAUCACAAAAAAUCCAACAAAUCACCUUCUAAUCUACGAUAAUAAUAAUAAACUAAAUAACCACAACAAUGCAGAACAUAAUCAUCACAAAUACAGAAAGCAAAACAGACCGGGUUCGCCUGGGCAGCUGGAAAGCUCCGCCGAUAACUCUAAGUCUAUUUCUAAGCUGUUAAGUGAUAAUAAGAAUAGCUUUAGUGAUCUAAGCGUUAGGGUACUACAAGUAAGUCUAAAUUUAAAAGUGACAAGGGGCGAAGUACGUCAAUGUGCGGAGGAGCCUAGCCUAGUUAGGAUACCCAAGUCUGAUUGCCCCCCGUUGCUGUCGCGCGAAUCGUCCUUUGUCAACAAUUACUCCUUACUAGGGUCCCGCCUUGAUGAGGGCGAAAACAAUAACUUUAAGGCUAAUCUUAGUUUCAUAAGUAAUAAUAAUUACUCCAAGUCUGUGAUAUUGCUCAGCUCAACCCGCAACGGAGACUACUAUCUCCUCUCCGAAAGCGGCGGUGUCAGAGAAGGCACAGCUCUCGCAACUUAUUUUCUAAUUGAAGAUGAAGGUACUUCAUUUCCAAACCAAUGGGAAAGUGUGAAAUUGCUAGCUCUUAAGUACUCUCCUGUUACCGAGAAUAUUGGGAUUUGCCGAAAAUUUACUGAAAAUGAUUUUCAAAAUGCUAAAAUUGUGAUCUUAUACUCAGAUUGCCAUCUGUUUUGCCAAGAUUAUGAUUUCCAAAUUUCUCAGCGUGAUCUUGACAUCUCAGAGUAUCGGCUGAACAAACCGAUCGCUAUCGGAAAACUAUUUCAACUGCAUUUUGACAACAUCUCGACAAUGGAAUUGUCCCUCGCACAAGCUCAGAAUUUCACCACCUGUUCUUCCAUUACGCUUAUCGUUUCGACAAACGAAUCCACCUCUCUGCGAUCUUUCAUAGAAAAUCUAACGACAGUUCAACCUUCUUUACGACACGCUACUGUGAACGAGCUGAUGCAACGCAUAUGUGUUCCAUUAAUGAUAGAAUGUAAGGUUUAUGUUAACAACGUUAGUAAUAAUAAUAAAAUAAAUAAUAAUAACAUUAUUAUCGGAGAAGAAAUGAAUAUUAAUAACAAUAAUCCAGAUGUUAUCGAAGACAUUGUUAACGUCGCUGUGUGCUACAAGACUAGUUGUACUAUGACUACUAAUUAUAGGCUAGGAUUUCAAAAUGAUGGUAUUAGCUAUACCCAAGCAACAAUGUUUACUGUUGGUGCUCUUUCAUUUCAGGAUAACAAUAAGUCUAACAAGCCUCUACACGCUAGCUUUAAGGAUGAUAAGUAUCAAGUGUCUACUAAGAUCGACGAUAAGUUUAACUAUAACGUUAAGUCUGUAUCUAAGUUUACGCUAAGUGUUAGGUUUAGUGAUAAGUCUGAAACGUCUCACGCUACUCGACUCAAGAAAUCUGACGAUAAAAUGCACGUUCUGUCGGCUGUUAACAUUCCUACACUGACUACCUGCGAGCCUACGAUGACGCUUAAAUGCCAACCAGCCACCGUCGCAUCCCAAACUAACACUGUACCUGCCUCUCAAGUGGAGAAACACUCAGAUGUUGAUGAAAUUGUACUGCUGAAAUCAAGUUACCUUAAAUACGACCGUAAAUCAACUAAAAGCAACAAAAUUACAUCAAACCAUGACCAAAACCCCAAAUGCUUCGUCUCCCUCAAGGAGGAAUAUUAUGAAAAUGACAUGGACUUUUCAAAUGCCCCGAAGAAUGAAGACAUCUUUAUCGAGAAUAUCUCAGAACCUGUGAAAUAUCAUCAGAAGACUUCGGAACAUAAUCCCGGUUGUGACAUUGAUAACACCAACGAUGUUGCUGAUGAUUGUGAUAUUGACAACAAAUUGUUGGAAAUCGACAAUCUGACUUCACAAGUGGAUAAAACGACAAAGUUACUUGCUUAUGUACGUGAACUGCUCUCUAGUUAUCAGAAGGCUUACAAAAGCGAUGUAGUUCGAACUGAAAUUUUGCGCAAGCAACUCAAGCAAGCUCUGAAAAACAUGUUCAAUCGUCCAUAUUCUUGCAACGAAUCUUAUCGAGCCUCCCUGGAAUACAAAAAACGCUGGGGUAUCCCAGUUAUUUUGGGCUUGGCUGGAGGAGGUGAAAGUUCACUCAACACUGGUGGUGCUGCUAACUGGGGUACCGCUCCUACUGCAGCUCCCAACAACAACAAUGCCACUCAAUCCAGUUGGGGUGGAACCCCGGGAAAUCCUCCAGUUGGUACUGGACCUCCCAGUAACUGGGGCGGCAACAACGUCAAUCGACCAGUAACUGCUAAUCCAAACCAGAACCAAAACCAAGGACCACCCAGUAGCCAGAACAACCCAGGUGAGGGCAAUGUGAACAAAGUAACCAAUCCAAACCAAUCUCACAACCCACAAUCUGGACCACCAACGUCUCAGCCUAACAACACAACUUCAGGAAAUCAAAAUAAUGGACAGUGGCCGCAAGGUAAAUCUACCAAUCUUGGAGGUCCUGGACAAAACCAGUCUUCUCAGAAUAACAACAACCCAGUGCAACAACCCCAACAGCCGGGAAGUAACGCUAAUAACAAUCCAACUAAUAGCGCCACACCUGCAACUGGAAAUAGCGCAAGCACACCUGCAGGCAACAAUCCCUCAUCCAAACAACAACUCGAACAAUUGAAUACCAUGCGAGAAGCAUUGUUCAGUCAAGAUGGCUGGGGUUGUCAACAUGUGAAUCAAGAUACAAACUGGGAAGUUCCGUCAUCUCCAGAACCAAGCAUGACCAAGGAUGGCGUUCCAAUGUGGAAGCCACCUGUGAAUAACGGCACCGAUCUUUGGGAAGCUAACUUGCGCAAUGGAGGACAACCCCCACCGCAACAAACAGCUAAAACACCAUGGGGACACACUCCUUCAACAAACAUCGGGGGCACUUGGGGUGAAGAUGACGAUGCCGCUGACUCUUCCAACAUGUGGACCGGAGCUCCAACUCCCAAUCAACCUAAUACAGCUCAGUGGCCGGGAGCAGCUACCAAUCAGACCAGCAUGUCUGGGGGAGGUGGCGGCGGAGGAGGAGGAGGAUCCAGUUGGGGUGAUCCAAGAAUGGAUCCCAGGGAUCCUCGUGACCUGAGGUCUGUAGAUCCUCGAGAGAUGCGUGAUCCACGAGACCAUAGAAUUUCCCUAGACCCGAGAGAUCACAUGAGAGUAAUGGACCCUAUGAGCCGCGAUCCAAGAAUGACCGACAUGCGCGGUGAUCCACGUGGUAUCUCCGGUCGCUUGAACGGCGCCAGCGCAGAUGCUAUGUGGGGACAACCCCCUGGCCCUCCACAUCACCAAAUGGGCGGCCACCAACAUCCGUCAGGUCCACCAGCUAAGAUGGUUAAUGCAUCCAGCAUGAAUCAAUGGGCAGCACCACCACCCAAAGAAAUGAUGCCAGGAAAACCAUCUGGUUGGGAAGAGCCUUCCCCACCUACUCAACGUAGGAAUGUUCCAAAUUACGACGACGGUACUAGCCUUUGGGGAAAUCCUGCACCAAACCCACGUGCUAUGCCUGGAAGUAAGGUCUCGCAUUGGAAAGACUUACCGACUCCAAAUUUGGGUCGUGGAGGUAUGCCCUGUCCACCUGGAAUGCCACAAAACCGAAUGCCUGGUCAGCCAGGUAUGAAACCAGAUGUUGGCGGCCCUAUGUGGGGUCAUCCAUCUGGUCCAGGCGGAGGUGGAGGUGCCGGUGGGGGAAGUGCUGGCGGGGGUGGCGUUGGUGGUGCAGGAAGCGGAGGUGGCGGUGGAGGCAGAAAUGGAUCCUGGGGAGAUGGACCGCAUGAUACCGCUGGAUGGGACGAUCAAAAGACUCCUGCUGCAUGGAACGAGCCUCCAAUCAACCCUGGUUCUUCUUGGGGUGGUCCGUCAAGUCAUAAACCGAAACCUAUGGGACCCACUGGAGGGUGGGGAGAUGCCGAUAUGGAUCCUACUACCAGCUGGGCACAUCCACCGAAACAAACUCUUACCAAAGAGCUGAUAUGGAGCAGCCGAGAGUUCAGAUAUCUCUGUGAAUUAGGCUACAAAAAAGAGGAUGUGGAAACUGCAUUGCGGAGCCGUGAAAUGAACAGAGAUGAAGCGCAUGAACUUUUGUCUCAAGUACGUCCUCUAGAUCAGUGGCGUCGUCAUGAUACCCAUGCAGGGUACGACCCUGCUAGUCAAGCCGCUGCUGCUGCAGGUUAUCCACCAAGGUUUAAUCACGUCGCACAACAGAUGUCCUUCCCUCCGGGGGCCGGAAUGCCUAGUGUCGGCGCCACCGGUGGUAUGAGUGGUACCGUCGCCAGUGCCAGCCUACUCAAACUUCAACAACAACAGCAACAACAGGCAGCUGUUCAGUUGCAGCAACAACAACCCAGUGUCACUGCACCGCAGCCACCUUUCAAUCAGACUUCCAGAACCCCGCAAAAUCAACCUAGUACUGCACAACUGAGGAUGUUGGUUCAGCAAAUUCAAUUAGCUGUCCAAGAAGGUUAUUUGAAUCAUCAGAUCUUGAAUCAGCCACUGGCUCCGCAAACUUUGAUUCUGCUUAAUCAGCUUUUGCAACAAAUCAAAGUUUUACAACAGUUGCAUCAACAGCAUUCAGUGCAAGGUUCAUUAAAAGGAAAUAGCCAAAAUGUGCUGCAAAUCAGCGUACAGAUAACCAAAACUAAACAACAAAUUGCCAAUCUACAAAACCAAAUCGCUGUUCAACAAGCAACAUAUAUGAAACAACAACAACAACAGCAACAUCCGGCAGCUCCAUCACAGGCAUCUGAUUACUACAAAUCAUCGGUUCACGAUCCAAUGUCUGCACUGCAGAAUACCUUUACAGACUUGACCAUGAACAAAGAGCCUCCAGUGAGCCAGCAGCAGUCACGUCUGAAUCAAUGGAAACUACCGUCUCUGGAUAAGGAUGGAGAUCUGGGUACUAAUGAAUUUUCACGAGCUCCCGGUACUACAAGCAAACCUCCCACUACACCAGUUGGUCUCAGUCAAUCACACAGCAGUCCUAACAUGAAUCCUUUACUAGGACAAGGAGACGGGACCUGGUCUUCCAGACUCGGUGACAGCGGAUGGCCAGAUGCUGGUACCAGCGAUUCUACAGAUGGUAAAGAUUGGCAACCCGGUGGUGCUGCUUUCACCGAUCUGGUACCAGAAUUUGAACCUGGCAAGCCAUGGAAGGGGAAUCAGAUGAAGAGUAUUGAGGAUGAUCCAAGUAUUACUCCCGGAUCGGUAGUCCGCUCACCCCUAUCGCUGGCUACUAUCAAGGAUCCUGAUGCGAUAUUUUCAUCGAGCACGAAAACCUCUCCACCACCUUCGGCUAAUGCAGAUACUUCGAUUCCCAGUCUGAGCAACUCCACAUGGAGUUUUAAUCCACCCGCUGCCACAACGCCUAGCGCGUUUGCCAGUUCCAAAAAUACAUGGGGUGAAACUGCUCCACCACCUACUGCGGUAACAUCCGAGUUAUGGGGCGCUCCGAUGAGCAAGGCUCGCGGCCCUCCACCCGGAUUAGGCAGCAAGGGCGGUGCGACUUCGAGCAAUGGGUGGGCUGGAUUAUCCGGAGUUGGACGUUCCUCCAGUUCUUGGGGUCUCCAGACUGGUGCGGUAGCUAAUGCUGGCUGGGUUUCGACUUGGCUUUUACUCAAAAAUUUGACACCACAAAUUGACGGUUCCACGCUGAAAACGCUCUGUAUGCAGCAUGGACCCGUACAAGACUUUAGACUAUAUUUGAACCACGGGAUAGCUCUGGCUAAAUAUUUAUCCAGGGAUGAAGCUAUUAAGGCACAAGGAGCAUUGAACAAUUGCGUGCUCGGCAACACGACGAUAUUUGCGGAAUCUCCAGCUGACAGUGAGGUUCACACGCUUUUGCAACAGCUGGGUCAUGGUGGACAACAACAGACCGCAGGUUCGGCCGGUUCCGGCUGGGGUCUCAGACCGACGAGUAAGGCUGGUCCACCCCCAGAUACAUGGGGCGGCAGCUCGAGUCAACUUUGGGGUGCUCCGCCAGCUAGCAAUUCACUAUGGAGUAAUGCAGGCAUCGAUAGCGGCGAUCAACAACGAGCAACGCCAAGCUCGCUCAACUCUUACCUGCCCGGUGAUCUCUUGGGAGGUGAGUCCAUGUAGGGAGCCCCCGGUAUCAUGUGAAACACACCGAAUACUCAAUACUUCUCGACACUAAUGUCAGAUGCAAGGAAUAGAACGAUGUAACUUCGAUGAAUUACGACUCGCAUUUCUAUAUGAUUGUGACCAUAUACAAUUAAAUUUUUUUUUUUCAAUGUUUUUUUUUCUUGUUUCGUUUUGCUAGAAUUUUACUACGUUUUCCAUAAUUGAUAUCACAACCGAUAGUAGAUCGUAUUUUGAUAUAUUUACCUCAAAACUUGAUAUUUCAAAAUUUGAGUAUUUAUCAUGUUUUGAGGAAAACUGUACUGAGAGAAUACAAAAAAAAAUUAAGUAAAAGUCGUUAGAUGUCAUAUGCCGAAAAAAGUGACAAUUAAGAACAUUUUUAUUGGAUUUAGAUGAAACUGUUGAAAGUCUUCUUGUAAUGUCAAUUACAUUGUAGGGACACAAAUUGAUGAAUUACGUAACUUUUAUCUUUGACCAAGGUCACAUAAUUGGGGGAAAAAAAGAAUGAAUUAAGAAACAAGAAGAAAAUACAGCCAAAAAGAUGUUACAGUUACAAGGAUAUUUAAUUAUGGUUAUGUGACGACGAUAGUCAAUUUCUUUGAUUCAACCUCCAUGAGAAGACCCCGUGUGCUUCCCACGAGUCAUAACAGGUUCCAGGGAUCAUUCUCUUGAUAAUGGGAUAUACUAUGCACGCAGUUUAAGUAGAAACCACCCAGAUCAUUAAAAGCGAAAUAAAGGAAGAAUUAUUUCGAAGUUUAAUAAUUAUGUAUUCAUAUAUAAUAUACAUCAUAUAUUAUAUAUAAAUAUGAACCCGAAUCUUGUCGUGAAGUUUUAACUACUCUAAACAAAAGCAAAAGAAUGAAAGAAAACAAACUCGCAUGCUAUGGGAUAUUUUGGUUGUCUCUAUCAAAUUGCUGUAUCGGUCCAUACAGAAUUAAUAAUGUCUUAGAUCGUGUCUAAGAGUGUUUCAUUUUAUUACUCGACAGUCAAAGACUGCGUAGCGAGUAUCAAACUUAGACUGUACCAAUCUAAUCAAAACUUUACGAGCAUUGACGUCUUUGCUUGUUGAGCUUUUAAUAAAGCAAGGACGCAACGAUACCAAAUGUUAUCGCAAUAACAUAAAUUUUAUUAUAUUAAACAGAAUGAAAGAGAGAAAGAAAGCAAGAAAGAAAGAGAAAAAAAUUAAAUUAAAAAAUAAUAAUAAUAAUAAAAAUGAAACUUAUGUAAAUCUAAAAAUGCCACCUGUCGUGCCAAUGUUCAAUGUGUCUCUGUACCAUUAAUUAUAGAGUUUAAAACUUAAAAAAAAAAAAAAAAAAAAAACUACAAAAAAUACAAAAAAUAGAAAAAAAAACCGAAAUAUUAAUUUAAAAGAAUACGUUCAAAUCGAAAAAAAAGAAAUAAUAAAAUAGAUAAAUAAAUUUAUCGCCAAAUACCUUCCGAAGUAUUGGCGGGCCUCUUGUGAUAUGAAAGGCAGAAAUGGUCAAACGAAGUCUAAUAACCGGUCAUUUUAUCGUUUGUCAAAGAACAUGUUCGCGUUGUAUAUCAAAGUUCUUGUUCAAACGAUACUACGAUUUCUAAAGACACGCGCAAUAAAACAGCGAAUUAAACCCGGAAACAAUCUCCCAAGACGGAGACCAAUCAACAUAAAUAAAUUUAGAAGAAAAAAAAAGGAAAAAAAACCGCGCAAUACAAUGAUGGAAUCACACACACAUACAUAAAACACACAAGACACAUACCUAUACGUUUAAACUAAAAAGAGUACAUAGCAUUAAACUUAAUUUAAGUGAAUCUAAAAUUAAGUUGAAAAAAUAUAUAUAUAUCUCUAUCUAUAUAUAUUAAACUAUGACAAGCCAAUCUCAAGACAACGCCGCUCGUAGGAGCCGUUCUAUAUUAAAAAUUGAUUUACUUAAUAGAAUUGAAAAAGAAAAGUACUAACUACGAUUAAAGGAAAAAAAAAAAACAAAAAAAAACAAAAAAAAAUAAAAAAAAAAAAAUAAUAAAGAAAUAACAAUUAGUCUUUAAUGCUAAAAAAUACUAAAUCCACAUGCUAACGAUUAUGAACUUAAGUAUAAGUACGAAUAGAUAAGUAACUACAUAUAUAUUUAACUAUGAUAAAGAAAAUUUAUUACAUUAUACAUACUAAUAAUUAAAAUAUAUAAAAUAAGAAGAAAAAAAUAAUAUUAAUAAUAUUAAUAUUAAUAAUAUUAAUUAAGGGCUGGGAGGGGGGUAGAAUUAUAUUCAGGCCUGUCAACUGCAGCGAUACAUCAUCUUAUUUGUGUGACAUAUUUAUAUUCGUCAGACGGUACGUUUUUUUCUUUUUUUUUUAUUCCUGCUUUCGAUUGGUUUUCAUUUUGGAUGUCUACGCGGAACUGCUUUCUAAAAUGCCCCCUGUGUGAAUCAGUAAUAAAGUUAGCGAAAAUCGCCACACACAUUCACGAUGUCUCUUGACGGGAAGAAAGGAUUAAUAAUAAUACUAAUACUAAUAAUAAUAUUAAUAAUAAUAAUAAUGAUAAUGAUAAUAAUAAUAAUAAUAAUCUGACAAAUGCUGGGACAAAGUUAAGUAACGAUAUGCGUGAGGAAAAAAUAUGAAACACUAAAUAUAUAUAAUAUAUAUACAUACACACACACACACACACACAUACAUACAUGUAUGCGCACACAUAUAUGUGUGAAUUCUUGAAGGAGGGAAAGAAUGAUAAUACAAGAAGAAGAAAACAAGAAAAAAAUUAAUUAACGAUAACGAUACAUUGAGAGUGGGAAAUGGCGUAGUUGAGUAAUUUAUUUCAAAAGAUUCAAUUUAGAAUUUUAGGGAGAUAUUUGUUGUGAUAAUAAUAUUGAACUCUAGGGCUUAGUUUAGAAUUCCUCUAAGCGUUUGAGGAAAGAAUAAGUGAGUAAGUAAUUAAACAAACAAAAAAAAAAAUGAAUAAAUAAAAAAAAUGGAAUAAGGCAUACAUAUAUAUAAAAAAUAUAUAUUGUCUAUAUUAUUAAUAUUAUUAUUGAUUGAUCUAUUAUUAUCUAUACAUAUAUUGCAUAUUAAUCAGUAAGGAAACAUGAAAAAAAAAUUCUAUAUUAUCGUACACACAUCCUUAAAUAUAAGUAAUGCAACAAUACGGUUUUUAAUAUUAAUAUAUUUAUUAUGAGCUAUUAGCUAUUGUCUAUUAUGAUUUAUUACUAUUAUUAUCGAAAAUUAUUAUUAUUAUUGCCUCUAGUGAUUAUUAUGAUUAUUAAACGUUGUGAAAGAUAUGUUGGUAGCAUGAGAGUGAGGUGCAUGAAGCGCUGUAUUGCAAACAAAUAAGAACACGAAGUUAGAGUUUCUUGCUAAGAAAAAUGAAAAAAAGUCAGAAAUAGAGAUAGAGAGAGAGGGGGAAGCACAUCGAUACGUAUUAAAAAAAAAUUAAAAAAAAAAUGAAUAAAUAAAUUUCAUCAAUACUCUCCAAUUGACAAACUCGUAUGGUUUUCGAACAGAAAAUCAGAUCACAUAGCGUUACAAUAAUGAGAAAAAAUUAGAAAAAGAAAAAAGAAAACCAAGGAAGAGAGAGAUAAAUGAAAAUACAGUCUACUCGUAUCUUAACAAAUCCGAUGCCAUACGCGGGCAGAACUUGAAUUGAUUGGCAUUAUAUGGACAAAAUUUCGAAAUGACAUUUAAAUAUAAAUACGAAAAAAGAAUGGUAAUUUAAGAAAUUAAAAAAAAAUUGAAUAAAAUGAAAAAAAAAACCACACUUGCAAUGUGAUAUCUCGUGUCUUGUCUGACGAGACGUUUUAAAAUAGUUGGCGUUUGUUCUUCGUGUAAGUUAGGAUGAGAGAAAGGAAGAAGAGAAAAAUACAUGUAGAAAAAGUAAAAGUAAAACACGAAAUUAAAAAAUACAACAUAAAAAUGAAUAAUUCUAAUUAAAUAAACAAUAAUGAAGCCGCAUGAGCGAAUGUUCAUAGAGAAAAUCAUUGUCAUGUGGCUCAAAUCUCGUGAUUAGAAUUUGGGUGAUAUGUAUAUCGAUUUUUUCCGCAGUUUUAUUUAUUGUAGGCCGAUACUUUAUGCGUCGCGAACAGCAGGAAUAUUUUUUAAAACUGCCACAAAUUAUUAUUCUCGUAAGGUAUUUUGUUAAAAAAACUAGAGUCUUUUUGUCAAAAGCGUAUAAUAAUAAUAGUAAUCUGUAGGAUCUGACUCCACAUGCCAUUUUAGCUCGUAAGCGUUUUCAAUGAAUUAGAUUAUUAAUAUUAACAUUAUCAUUAUUAUCACUAUUAUCACUAUUAUCAUUAUUAUCAUUAUUAUUAUUAUGCUGAAGAAAUUCUAUUUUAUUUCAUUUUUUUUUCACUUUGUUUUUAUUUUUAUCAAUCUUAUAUUGGGAUUCGCGGUAGACUCCACUUCGAACACGACCAAAUAGGAAAGCUAGUAGCGGUGUAGGUAAACUAUAAAAAAAAAAACUAAUAAAAAAGAACAAAAAAAACAACUAGUUAUUAUAGUUAUCAUAUUAUUACGGUGUAUAAAUAUAACACAUGAAUUACUGUAUGGGUAUAUAUACCUUAGGUUUAAAAUGAACUUUCAAAUCUUACUUUUAAUGUUCCGUUCAAGCCAAAAUGAUUUUUAUUCACACCGUUUUGCUCAUCGGUACAGCUUGUUUUACAAUAUCAUGAAAAAAAGAAUAAUAAAAGAAACAUAUGUUAAAUACAUGAAUAAUCAACUUCGUUUAGCUCUAGAUGGGCUGAAUAUCUGUUCAGAAUUGCGUGUAAGAUUAGUAGAAAAAACAUGAAAAAAAAAGGAAACAAAAGAAAAGAAAAAACAUAUAUUUUGAAUAAUUUUUUGGUUGUACUAAAAUGUGAAAUGCGUGUGUAAAGAAAAAUUCUUCACUUCUGAACCCAGUAAUAAAAAAUAGAGAUUGAAGCAAAGUAAUGAAAAAAAAAAGAAAAAGUAACAAACGAACCUCAAGGUUUUACUAGUAAAUGGAAGUAUUCUCUUCACAGUGUUCGUUCCGUUUGUUGUCAGGGGUCAACUAGUCUAAAUACCCGGUUCCCAGAGACAAUCGGAUCAGGCUUCAUGAAGUAUUUUAUUUUAUUCUAUUGUGGUAGAUUUGUUUUUUUUACAUUUUUUUUUUUUUUGUUAUCUCCUGCAACAGCAUAUUAAUCCAUCAAAAUGUUACGGAUAUACGUAAUUAUUGUCCCUCAAUUAUAUUUGUACGUAGAGAAGAGAGGUCUUUCUCUCUUAUAAGUUUUUAUUUUUUUCUUAGGCAUCGUUACACAGUAUGGCAGAGAGCUCGUACCACUGAUAGACAAUGAUCAGUACUAUUAGUUCUAUUAACUAAUAUAUAUACAUACGUAUUGCUAAUAGUCAAUUGAUAUAUUGGGGUGAAAAUAAAUGUGUAAUUGAUAACAGGUGACAAAAGCAGGAAAUAUAGUAAGAUAGAAAAACGAAAGAAACAAAAAAAUCAUGUCUCUAGAUCAGUGGAUAUCUGAGAUCCUCGACAUAUACAUAUUUCUUUGGGUUAUUAAUUAGAUUUGAUUAUUUCUCAAUAAUAUCUGCAGAUCCACUGACAUUUCCGCUGACAUAUCCAUCAAUAGGAACGACCUCUUUGUAUCAAUCUGUGAUCUCUGAAUAUAAAUCAGUGAAAAAGUCUGGGUCUACGGGCCACUGACUGUGCUAUGUUAUUGGUUGUACGCUGUACCUAUGAAGGCAGCACCUUAAUAAUUCCUUAUCACUGCUCUUAAUAUACCACUUAUUAAAUCUAAUUAAUCAUAAUAAUAAUAAGAUAAUAUUAUUAAUUCUUUAUAUUUUUAUUUUUUAUGAUGAAAAUGAUAAUGAAAAUGAAACAAAAAAUAAGUAAAACAAACAAAAUAAACAAACAAAUGAGUAAAUAAAUGUGAAGAAAAGAAUAGAAAAUACCAAUUAAAAAGAACGAAAAAAAUACAAAAAAAAACAAAUUAAAAAAAAAUGAAAUUAUAAUAAUACACCCUUAACUUUCUUAGUCGAAUGGAUACUUACGGAGUCAGUGGACGAGACGUCUAUGAAAAUAUCUAAAAUCACGUUCCAAGGCUCAUAUUGACCAAAAAUCUAAUAUUUAUAAAUUAAUUAUUUAUCAAUUAUAUCACAAUUAAUUAAUUAUCGUCUGUGAAAAAAAUUAUUCACAUCGCGUAUACAUAUACACACAUUAUAUUUAAUAAGGUAUACUGUUGAAAAAUAAACAAGAAGAAGAAAAUAAAAAUGAAAAAAAAACAAACAAAUAAGUAAAAUAAUAAAAUAAUAUACAUAUAUCUGUAUAUACAUACUCAUGCGACAAAGAACAACGUCAUGUAAUGAAAUGAAAAAUGUAAUGGUGGAAAAAUUCUUAUUUUGAAUACAUUUCGAAGUUCUCUUUCUCUGUAAUUGUAUGAUGGAUGUUUAAGAAGGGAAAAGUUCAAUUAGUUCAAAAUAAUGUUAACAAUCAAAUUGAUUCGAUCUUUGGCAUACGUUCGACUGUAUUAUUAUUUUCAUUAUUAUUAUUAUUAUUAUUAUUAUUUAUGUUUUUAUUACUACAUCUAUACUGUUAUUAUUAUUAUUAUUUUUAUCAUAUCAAUUUUUAUCAAUAUUAUUAUUAUCAUUAUAAUAUGUUAUUAAGUUUUAUUAAUAUUUUUUUUUCUCUCGACAUAACGAGGAUGAAUCAGAGUUAUGAAAUGAUCACUGGCCAUAUUGUUGAUGUAAUCAUAGAUUGGUAAUUCACUGAACGAAAAUUGAAGAACAAAUUAAAAAAAGAAAGAGAAAAAUCAAAAAAAAAAAAAAACCAUUACCAAUAUCUGUUUACACUUAUUAUAUGCUCAAUGCAGGCUGCUCAUUGUUCACACAAAGUAUGUCAUUAGAAUAUCUCCUCAUCGUUGCUGUCAAUCAGACAACAAUAUAUAUAUAUAUAAUUAUAUAUAUAUAUAUAUAUAUACCUACUUGUCAAAAUGUCAAACACCAGAUUUUUAGUAAAAAAAAAUUGAAGAAUAAAUUAAAUAAAUACUUCAAAAAACAACCUUGAUGAUACAAGAGGAAUGAACGAAAAAAAAAACUAAAAAAAAAAAAAAAAAAGAAAACGAAAGAAUAGAAAAAU